This is a messenger RNA of Monoraphidium neglectum, 648 nucleotides long. RefSeq names its product 3-oxo-5-alpha-steroid 4-dehydrogenase 1. Gene Ontology annotation, molecular function: 3-oxo-5-alpha-steroid 4-dehydrogenase activity. The transcript has 5 exons. The record is from RefSeq and is a predicted model, not a curated record. Lineage: Eukaryota; Viridiplantae; Chlorophyta; Chlorophyceae; Sphaeropleales; Selenastraceae. The coding region runs from base 1 to 648 and encodes 215 amino acids. Gene Ontology annotation, biological process: steroid biosynthetic process.
AUGGUGGCUUUGAUGAGCGGUAUCUCGGCACCGUAUGGCAGGUACUCUACCGGCGGGUGGGGGUUUCUCAUCAACGCCAAGGUUGCGUGGGUGACCCAGGAGCUGGGGAGCUUUGCCGUCCCUACUGUGUGGCUCGCGUUAUUUGCCACCCCGGAUCAGCUGGCGCGGGCGCGCGCCCCGGCCAACGCGCUGCUGCUGGGCCUGUUCCUGCUGCACUACCUCAACCGCUGCUUCGUCUACCCGCUGCGCCUGCGGGGAGGCAAGCCUACGCCGUUUGUGGUGUGGCUGUUGGCAGCCGUGUUCACCGCCUACAACGGCUUCAUGCAGGCAAAGUAUUUCUUGACUGAGGCCCCAGCAGGCGCACCCAUCACGCCGCUGGUGGUGGCGGGCGCGCUCGUGUGGGCUGUGGGGUGGCUGGUCAACCUGCACUCUGACGAGGUGCUGCUCAACCUCAGGAGGCCCGGAGAGACGGGUUACAAGAUACCCAGGGGCGGCGCCUUUGAGCUGGUGUCUGCUGCUAACUACUUUGGGGAGAUACUGGAGUGGGCCGGCUGGGCGCUGGCCGCCCGGAGCGCGCCCGCAGCGGCGUUUUCUUUCUUCGUGCUGGCCAACCUUGGGCCCCGAGCGUGGCACCACCACCUAUGGUGA